AUGAAGGCCACUUGUUCAACGACUAUUCAAGUACGCGCUUUGCGCGCUUUGCCCCUUGCCGUUGCACCUGGUGGGAAGCUACCUGUUCAAGGAACUAUAUGUGAAGGUAUAGCGGCUAAGCGGGCUUGUCAAACGGCUCUUUCCGUUCCCACGCCAGUUAUCGCUGUUUACCGCAAUGACAAGCAGUUUGCGUAUACGUUUUGUGUGAGAAAACAUCACGGCCCAUGCAACACGUUUAACAUGCAGGCACCUAAAAGAUUCUGUCGCCUUAUGUUGACAUCCGUAAACAGCACCAUGAGGCUAGCGGCCCUACUGUUCAUCAUCUCAUGUGUAGUUCGGCCUGCGAAAUCGGCGGUUGACGGUCAUAAUGUGCUGACGCUACGUGGUGAGUUCGUUUGGUGGUGUCAGCUGGCAGGCGCGGACCGCGAAACGCAUGAAUAUCGUUUAGGCAAGGGCAAACUGCGCAUUGCCAUUUGGGGGAGGAGACGUUCGAUUUUUCUUCUUAUGGUUUAUUUCAGUAUGUUGGGUCCGUUCGCGAGGGAGGUCCUCAGGUUGUUUCCCGCUCGGUUUCGAUUUAUUGCAGGGCGCCUGGUGCAGGUCGACCUAGAUUUUUCGCAGAGUUCAGAAAUCUCACCUGACAGGUCAGCCAACAAGGAUACGCACUGCAUCCUUAUUGACGCAAACGACACAGUGUGGGGUUUGAACUUCGGACGUGGCCAAGAGCCACCCAAUUUUCACGGGCUGUUGGUUGAGGUGGACGUGCCUGCAGCGGACCUGGAGGCCACAGCCGCAGGAAUCGCACCGGGGAUUGACCAACGCCGUAGCCUGGCUGGGUGGGAUGCGGCCACGGGACGAGCGAUCAAAGCUUCCGGUAUUAAACCUAGCACCGCGUCAACAACUGCGAGCCGGCGCUCCGUCGCGGGGGAUGAGCCAGCACUGGUGAACGGUGGUCAGCUUACUGUUGUGAAUUGGCGCAACGUAGCAAGCAAGGCCGAACGUGCCGAUGCCCCCGGAGCGGUGACAAGAGAGGCCACAACUACACAGGGCCCUGACCCUACCACCUUCACCUAUAACAGUGGUAGCAGGAUUGUUAUGGACGAUGUCUCAACCGUGGUCUAUAUCCUGGACAUGUGCGAGCAGGGACCUGCCGCGUCCAAGGAGGAGCUUGAGAGCGUUUUGUUAGGAGACCGUCAAGACACCCUACAGUCUUACUUAUCAUACUGCUCGUCUGGAUUGGCCAGGUUCAGCCACGAAAAUGUGCUUAUCCUGGGGCCAGUGAAAGUGCCUUGUAGCGGCUCCUACACGUUCACCUAUCCUGGUACGGAAAUAGAGCGCGAGGCCUUCUGGUACACUUCGUCAUGCCGGCCGCAAGACUACAAGGGCUGGUUACGUUACGCGCAACAGUGGGCACGUGGCAACGGCUACGAUGUUGAUGGCUACCGCCAUCAUGUGGCUCUUGUCUCACCCAAUCAGGAGGACUGGAUGACGGGGGGUGACGGAUUUGGUUCGAGCUGCUCUUGGACAGGCCUAGGCUUCGUCGGGCCUUACGGCAACAGUGACAAUACGGAGUUCACGGAGGAAUACGGCAUGAUGACCUACAGACGGGGCGUCUUCGGAUUUGCCUGGAUAAACGGCAGGUACUGGCGCAACAUUUCAGGCUGGGCACACGAGCUCGGACACAAUUACUACCUGAAACACUCGAUGACGUUGAACUGCGAGUAUUGUGACACAACCAGCGCGAUGGGCUUCUGCUGCGACACACGUUGCUUCCAUGCCCCCCACAUGUGGCAGUUGGGAUGGAGGAAUCCGCAGGAGCAACUGGACUGGUACAGCCUUCCCGCCGGGAUGUGGGUGGAGCGCACUCUGUCAGCGGCCACCAACAGCACGCCCCUGGGCUCCGCGCUGCGGCUAGAGGCCCGGAUGUGGGUGGACAAUGACAUUCGGUCCACAGUGAGGUUUUACCAGAGCUACACGUUCUACACCGCAUAUGUGUGGGUAGCAUACCGGAAAGCUUCGAAGCCGUUCGACGACCUGGAGGAGAGUGUUGCCAAUGUGGUCAGCAUCUAUGUGACAUAUGUGGACAUCGUCGGUGCCACCGCUGGGACGGUCAGGUUGGCAACUCUUAGGCCUGGCGAUAAGCCGUGGCAUCAUGAUGAGCUGAUGCUGCAUGUGGAAGUGACACAGCUCACAUCUGAACGAGGGAUGGAUGUGGCGAAGCUGAAGAUCUGCAGGAUGGAUGCGGUACGGGAAAACACCUGGCGGAGUUGCACGUUUGACAACCUGGACAAUGACUGUGAUGGCCUCGUCAACAUCCAGGAUCCGGAUUGUGCCGCCUUCGCCGACUAUUCGUCCGAGGAGCAGCCCAGUGGGGAGAAAACCCGAACCGAAACCUGGGUGGACACUUCUCCGUCCUUUGUCAUUACACCAGGCAGGCGACCUCCCUCACCGGUCAGCUUGCAGCUGCCACCACCACCGCCGCCGCCACCACCACCACCGCCGCCGCCACCGCCACCACCGCCACAUCGCUUCCACGAAAUGCCAUUCAACCCGGCUCCCGGUAUCUACACACCGCCAACCCCAAUGCUGCCUGCUUACCCUGGGGUGCCGGACCCAACCCUCUCACCCUUUGCAGACCCGCCACAAAGCAUCCCAUACCCUACGAUGCCCAGCACGCAUCCCGGCGUAUAUGCGUCAGAUCAUUUCAGUCCUCCCUGGCCCUCCUCUCCUCCGCCCUCCGACGCUGUUGACUCUUGGGAUCCGUCCUUGAAGGAUCGCAAUGAAUUGUUGGGUCCCGAAUUCAGCACAAAUUCGCCGCCGCCGCAUGUUGGGAUUGAGUUUCCGGAGCUGUAUGGGCCUUCUGUAAGCGAAGUUGAGACUGGCAGGAGUUAUCGCAAACUUGAACUAUCAAGGAAUAACUUCGCACCCACCGACUCGCAAUCGCCCACAGAAGAGCCUGAUGGGACGGCCGCCCCAGCCCGUCACCGCACACUGGCAGGAGUUCUGCAGCUGGGGAGCUGUCCUUGGGCACACCACUCGGUCAUUCAAACCGGCACAGAGCUUCAGGUCCCGACAUGA
Volvox carteri f. nagariensis is the source of this 3075-nucleotide messenger RNA. RefSeq lists its product as uncharacterized. NCBI's taxonomy places the organism in Eukaryota, Viridiplantae, Chlorophyta, Chlorophyceae, Chlamydomonadales, Volvocaceae. The coding region runs from base 1 to 3075 and encodes 1024 amino acids. The record is from RefSeq and is a predicted model, not a curated record. The transcript has 7 exons.